Molecule: messenger RNA, 1909 nt
Organism: Erinaceus europaeus (western European hedgehog)
Lineage: Eukaryota; Metazoa; Chordata; Mammalia; Eulipotyphla; Erinaceidae
Gene: HDHD2
Product: haloacid dehalogenase like hydrolase domain containing 2
Exons: 7
Coding region: 135-914 (259 amino acids)
Biological process (GO): dephosphorylation
Molecular function (GO): phosphatase activity
Source: RefSeq, a predicted model, not a curated record
CCCGGAACCAGCUCUCGACGUCGAGCGAGGCGCUGCCCGCGCGUUCUGAGGAGGCUGCGGAAGGCGCGGCCGUGCAGUCCGCUGAGCGCAGGGGCUGUUGCUGAGGACGGCCUCCAGUGUGGGGGGAAUGAAGGAUGGCAGCACGCCGUGCAUUAAAAGCUGUUUUGGUGGAUCUCAAUGGCACACUUCACAUUGAAGAUGCAGCUGUGCCAGGCGCACAGGAAGCUCUUAAAAGGUUACGCGGUACUUCUGUAAUGAUUAGGUUUGUGACCAACACAACCAAAGAGAGCAAGCAAGAUCUGUUGGAAAGGUUGAAAAAACUGGAUUUUGAUAUCUCUGAAGAUGAAAUAUUCACUUCCCUGACUGCAGCCAGAAACUUAGUAGAGCAGAAACAAGUCCGGCCUAUGCUACUGGUUGAUGAUAGAGCACUACCUGAUUUUAAAGGAUUACAAACAAAUGAUCCGAAUGCUGUGGUCGUGGGGUUAGCACCAGAACAUUUUCAUUAUCAGGUUCUGAAUCAAGCAUUCCGGUUACUCUUGGAUGGGGUGCCUCUGAUAGCAAUUCACAAAGCCAGGUACUACAAAAGGAAAGAUGGCUUAGCCCUGGGGCCUGGGCCCUUUGUGACUGCUUUAGAAUAUGCCACAGACACCAAAGCCACAGUGGUAGGAAAACCAGAGAAAACAUUCUUUCUAGAAGCACUGCGUGGCACCGGCUGUGAACCUGAAGAGGCCGUCAUGAUAGGAGACGACUGCAGGGAUGAUGUUGGUGGGGCUCAGAAUAUCGGCAUGCUGGGCAUCUUAGUGAAAACGGGGAAAUAUCAAGUAGCAGAUGAAGAAAAAAUUGAUCCACCUCCUUACUUAACUUGUGAGAGCUUCCCUCAUGCCGUAGACCACAUUCUGCAGCACCUGCUGUGAACCAUUCUGCGCAUCAGAAGCAACUUGAGAUGUUGCUUUUCAUCCUCUGGAAUGAAGCCCUCACCAUCUCAGUGCCAGCCUGGACAGACACACACCACUCGGCACUGAUAAAGGCGUAGCCCUCUUCUGUUGUGCAUUAAUUAGAAAGAAACUGAACUGCAGCCAGCAACCAAGUCUUGCUAGUUCCUUUUGUUUUCUUUCUUAAAGACGAUGAGACCCAAAGAAAGGGAGAGCUGAGAUUUUAUGCCAUUCCUUUUAAAAUAUUCAUCAGGUUAGAAAAAUCCACUGCAAGGAGUCACGUUCUCUGCUGUCUCCUCACUGGUGAAAUAAGGGAUGGGGAGGAAGGGGGCUCAAGAUUCAUAUUGUGAAUAAAGUUGAACAUUGUUUUUUUACAUUAUAAAGUGACACUUUGAAAGGUGCAUUAGGCUGUAAAUACUGAGUUCAAUGGUGAAACCCAUCCAAAGCGCCAAGAAGCAGCAGCAGCAAAAUAAAUUGUCCUUUAGCCCAAGUGAUUGAGUGAAUUUGCUUUAGCUAGUGUUGAAAAUGAGAUUAUCUACUGUAUUAUUCCCAGCACGGGUGACUUCUUUUUCUCUUCAUUAGCCAGUGAUGACUAAUUUAAAUUUAGAACCUGAUUUUAAUUUAAAAUAAUAUUUCCAUUAAUAACCUAUUCAUUGCAGAUACCUAUUAUACUGUGUAACAGUUGUUUUGGAAAUUUUAUGUAAAAUUAAAACUAUCAGUAUUUUACAGAUGUUUUAAUUAGACAUUGUUAUUAACAGGAACAGUACAGAAACUAAAAUCAAGCCUUUAAUGUCUUACAGACCAUGCAUUUUUGAAGUUAGUGUCCACUAGGGUCCUAUUAACUGUACAUUUGCAAGAUUUCAUUAUUUUUGCCUCUGAUACUAUGGGAAAAAUCUUUUAGAAGCUAUUGGGACAGAUUCAGGCUUUUAUGUACUUGGUUACUACAGCUGUAAAAUAAAAUCUCGUCUUGUAGCGUG